Molecule: messenger RNA, 3476 nt
Organism: Arabidopsis arenosa
Lineage: Eukaryota; Viridiplantae; Streptophyta; Magnoliopsida; Brassicales; Brassicaceae
Source: the annotation of a GenBank genome assembly
CUCUUCUUUUCCCGCUCACCCAAAGCCAUGAAUAGAGCCGGUAAUUCCAAAAAGCGACCGCCUCCUUCGAAUACCCCACCGGCGGUGAAGCAUCAAGCCACUGGUAAUUCAACACCAUCUCCGGCCAUCGGAACCCUAGAUGAUGAAUUUAUGGUGGACGAGGACGUGUUUCUCGACGAAACUCUCUUGUACGGCGACGAAGAUGAGGAAUCCCUAAUUCUCCGGGACAUUGAGGAGCGUGAAUCGCGUUCGUCGGCUUGGGCUCGACCUCCGCUCUCACCUGCUUAUCUCUCGAAUUCGCAGAGUAUCACUUUCCAACAAUUGGAGAUUGACUCUAUAAUUUCGGAGAGUCAUAAGGAGCUGUUACCGGGUUCCUCAGGGCAAGCUCCAAUCAUUAGGAUGUUUGGGGUUACCAGAGAAGGUAACAGUGUGUGUUGCUUUGUUCAUGGAUUUGAGCCCUACUUUUACAUUGCUUGCCCUCCUGGAAUGGGGCCAGACGAUAUUUCUAAGUUCCAUCAGAUUCUUGAGGGAAGGAUGAGGGAAUCCAAUAAAAAUGCCAAGGUCCCGAAAUUUGUUCGGCGUAUCGAAAUGGUGCAAAAAAGAAGUAUUAUGUAUUACCAGCAGCAAGAAUCACAAACUUUUCUGAAGAUUACAGUUGCAUUGCCGACUAUGGUGGCAAGUUGUCGCGGCAUCCUUGAUAGAGGCUUACAAAUUGAUGGAUUUGGUAUGAAGAGCUUCCAAACAUACGAGAGCAAUAUUAUUUUUGUUCUUCGUUUCAUGGUUGACUGCAAUAUUGUCGGAGGAAAUUGGAUUGAAAUACCUACUGGGAAAUAUAAGAAGAAUGCAAGAACUUUGUCAUACUGCCAAUUGGAGUUCCAUUGCCUGUACUCAGAUCUAAUCAGUCAUGCUGCAGAAGGUGAAUACUCAAAAAUGGCUCCAUUCCGUGUACUAAGUUUCGAUAUUGAGUGCGCAGGACGUAAAGGGCACUUUCCGGAGGCUAAGCAUGAUCCUGUAAUCCAGAUAGCGAACCUUGUUACUCUUCAGGGAGAGGAUCACCCAUUUGUACGCAAUGUCAUGACUCUUAAGUCAUGUGCUCCAAUCGUAGGCGUAGAUGUCAUGUCUUUUGAAACAGAAAGAGAGGUCUUACUAGCUUGGAGGGAUUUGAUUCGUGAUGUUGAUCCGGAUAUCAUCAUUGGUUAUAACAUCUGCAAAUUCGAUUUACCUUAUCUGAUUGAGAGAGCUGCAACACUGGGAAUAGAGGAAUUUCCUCUUCUUGGUCGUGUAAAGAACAGUAGGGUCCGGGUCAGGGACUCAACAUUUUCAUCAAGACAACAAGGAAUAAGGGAAAGUAAAGAGACCACAAUUGAAGGACGAUUUCAGUUUGACCUUAUUCAGGCAAUACACAGAGACCACAAAUUAAGUUCUUAUUCGCUGAAUUCUGUCUCAGCUCACUUUCUUUCUGAGCAGAAAGAGGAUGUCCACCAUUCUAUAAUAACUGAUCUCCAGAAUGGGAAUGCGGAAACCAGGAGGCGUCUUGCUGUUUAUUGUCUGAAGGAUGCAUAUCUCCCUCAGAGGCUUCUGGACAAACUGAUGUUUAUAUAUAAUUAUGUCGAAAUGGCUCGUGUAACUGGUGUCCCUAUUUCCUUUCUUCUUGCUAGAGGACAGAGUAUCAAGGUUCUAUCUCAGCUUCUUAGGAAAGCUAAACAGAAGAAUCUGGUUCUUCCAAAUGCUAAACAGUCAGGGUCCGAACAAGGAACUUAUGAAGGCGCAACUGUUUUAGAAGCAAGAACAGGUUUCUAUGAAAAGCCAAUUGCAACUUUGGAUUUUGCUUCACUGUACCCGUCAAUUAUGAUGGCAUAUAAUCUGUGCUACUGCACCUUGGUGACACCUGAAGAUGUACGCAAACUGAAUCUUCCACCUGAACAUGUCACUAGAACUCCAUCAGGGGAAACAUUUGUUAAGCAAAGUUUGCAAAAGGGUAUACUUCCAGAAAUUCUCGAAGAGCUUCUUACCGCCCGUAAAAGAGCUAAAGCAGAUUUAAAGGAGGCUAAGGAUCCCCUUGAGAAGGCUGUUUUAGAUGGUAGACAGUUGGCGUUGAAGAUCAGUGCAAAUUCUGUCUACGGGUUUACGGGAGCCACUAAUGGGCAGUUACCAUGCUUAGAAAUAUCCUCAAGUGUAACUAGCUAUGGUCGUCAGAUGAUUGAACAGACGAAGAAACUUGUAGAAGACAAAUUCACAACACUGGGAGGGUAUGAAUACAAUGCAGAGGUCAUUUAUGGAGACACAGAUUCAGUCAUGGUGCAAUUUGGAGUAUCGGAUGUAGAAGCUGCAAUGAACUUGGGGAGGGAAGCUGCAGAACAUAUUAGCGGAACUUUUAUCAAACCCAUCAAAUUGGAGUUUGAAAAAGUCUAUUUCCCAUAUCUGCUCAUUAACAAGAAGAGAUAUGCUGGUUUGCUAUGGACAAAUCCUCAACAGUUUGACAAAAUGGACACCAAAGGAAUCGAGACAGUACGAAGGGAUAAUUGUUUACUGGUUAAGAACCUCGUGACUGAGAGUCUUAACAAAAUACUUAUUGAUAGAGAUGUUCCAGGUGCAGCUGAAAAUGUUAAGAAAACCAUUUCGGAUCUUCUCAUGAACCGUAUUGACUUGUCACUUUUGGUGAUUACUAAGGGUCUAACGAAAACAGGAGAUGAUUACGAAGUUAAAUCAGCUCAUGGUGAACUUGCUGAACGCAUGCGUAAGAGGGAUGCUGCCACAGCGCCAAAUGUUGGAGAUCGAGUACCGUAUGUUAUCAUAAAAGCUGCUAAAGGUGCCAAGGCUUAUGAACGAUCAGAAGAUCCGAUCUACGUGCUCCAGAAUAACAUCCCUAUAGACCCAAAUUACUACUUGGAGAAUCAGAUUAGCAAGCCACUUCUUAGGAUUUUUGAGCCAGUCCUGAAAAAUGCUAGCAAGGAGCUUCUUCAUGGAAGUCACACGAGGUCAAUAUCAAUCACUACUCCUUCAAACAGCGGCAUAAUGAAAUUUGCUAAGAAACAACUGAGCUGUGUUGGCUGCAAAGUUCCGAUCAGCAAUGGAACACUAUGCGCAAGUUGCAAGGGAAGAGAAGCCGAGUUAUACUGCAAAAACGUGUCUCAAGUGGCUGAGCUAGAAGAGGUUUUUGGGAGGCUGUGGACCCAGUGCCAGGAGUGUCAAGGCUCUCUUCAUCAAGAUGUCUUGUGCACCAGUCGAGAUUGUCCAAUAUUUUACCGGAGAAUGAAAGCACAAAAAGACAUGGCUGUAGCCAGGCAACAACUCGACCGUUGGAGCUUUUAAUAAGUAUUUAAGGUUGUUUUUAGCUCUCUUUUUUUUACAUUGGUUUCUCUGCUGUUAACUUUUCCGUUUGAUUUAGAACUUGUAGGUCUCUUUGUAAUGUUAUGAAAAGUAACUCUUUGGCUUCUUUGUACGUAGCUUUUGAUUAAUACAGAAAGAGAACUCUU